AUUAUACCAUACUAAGUCCCGUGGUUCAACAUAUACAUAAUUUACUGUAUAGUGAAAAACUGUAAAAGCAGAGGUGUUUCGUGUUAAAAAAACCCGGGAUAUAUAUUUGUUUUUAUUGAAGUCAGUGGAGAGUUUCAUUUCGAAAAUGAUGGAUUUGUUUAAUAAGUGUCUCCUAAUAUUUGUUAUAUGGACUUCACUGCAUUUGUCUGCAGGAAUACGUCUUUACUUGAAUCCAAGAACCAGUGAUGGCAAUAAGGUACAGGUGGGAGAAACAAUGGUAUUGGUUUGCCGCGUUGAAGAUGAACGAAAACGAACUCAGAAUAUUAGGUCAGUAGAGUGUUUGCGGGGCAGUACUUCCGUAUGCCUGUUUCUACUGCAGGGUGGAGGGUGUACAGGAGAAGAGCAGGAGCCUGGCUAUCAGUGUUCAUGUGAAGUAAAUGCAAGGUCACCCCUUGAAAUAAAAUUCAAAGCAAAACGAGAAGAUGUGGAGCCAUGGAAAUGCAAAACUAAAAGACGUACCAGCAACAUUCUUAACCUCGACGUCUUAUGCAAAUCCACCUGA
This is a messenger RNA of Gigantopelta aegis, 562 nucleotides long. RefSeq lists its product as uncharacterized. Lineage: Eukaryota; Metazoa; Mollusca; Gastropoda; Neomphalida; Peltospiridae. The transcript is spliced from 3 exons. The record is from RefSeq and is a predicted model, not a curated record. The coding region runs from base 146 to 562 and encodes 138 amino acids.